GUUCGAAUCAAAAAUCGGUCUUUUGACACGACUCGCCGUAAAAUCAUCGAACUUUUCCCAUUUUUCAAAUUUUUUAUAGGAAAAAAUCCUUGACUUGAGUGAAAAAAGAUGCCGGUCAUUGGCGUAAAACGAGACGAGCUCUUCAAGGCACUCGGCAAGACUUACACUGAACAAGAGUUUGAAAAGUUCUGUUUUGACUUUGGCAUCGAAUUGGAUGAUGUGACAUCGGAACGACAAAUGUUGAGUAAAGAACAAGGAGAUUCAGCUGCUUUGAAAGAUGCUUCCGACGAGGUUAUUUACAGAAUUGAGCUGCCAGCGAAUCGUUCGGAUCUUUUAAGUUUAGAGGGACUCGCAUCUGCCUUGCUUGUCUUUCAAGGAAAAGAACAACCGCCAACUUUCAAAGCGAUUCCUGCCAAAAAUGGAAAAAAUGAAAAACUCACAGUCAAAGCAGCUACAUCGCAAAUUCGUCCCUUUGUUGUUGCGGCAAUUUUACGCGAUAUUACCUUCACGAAGGAAUCGUACGAGCGCUUUAUCGACUUGCAAGACAAAUUACAUCAAAAUAUUUGUCGAAAACGGGCUUUGGUAGCGAUUGGAACGCAUGAUCUUGACACAAUUAAAGGUCCUUUUGUCUAUGACGCGAAACCUCCGACGGAAAUAAAGUUCAAACCGUUGAAUCAAGAGAAAGAAUACACCGCAGCGGAGUUAAUGGAGCUCUAUAGCACUCAUGCACAGCUAAAAGCUUACUUACCCAUCAUCAAAGAUUCGCCCGUUUAUCCCGUAAUUUACGACGCAAACGGAGUUGUGCUCUCGUUGCCUCCAAUUAUCAACGGAGAUCAUUCAAAAAUCACGCUGAACACGAAAAAUGUCUUUAUUGAGUGCACAGCGACGGAUUUGACACGCGCGAAAUGCGUUUUAGACACAGUUGUUGCUCUUUUUUCGUCGCAUUGCAAGGAAAAAUUUGUCGCGGAGAUUGUCGAAGUUGUUUCUGCCGAUGGAAAAGUGACAAAAUAUCCCGAACUCGCGUACAGAACGGAAACAAUAACAGCAAAACAAGCAAAUGAGUACAUUGGUAUCGAUGAAAAACCCGAAAAAAUCGUCGAAUACUUGAACAAACUCUAUUUGAAGUCGAAAUUGAAGCCAAAUGGCGUCAUUGAUGUCGAAGUUGGACCCACACGACACGAUAUCUUGCAUGCUUGCGAUAUUUUUGAAGAUAUUGCCAUUGCUUACGGGUAUAAUAACAUCCCAAAACGACCUCCAGGCAUUUUUCAAGUAGCUCGUCAAUAUCCAAUCAACAAACUUACCGACCAAUUACGAGAAAACGUUGCUCAAGCAGGUUUCACCGAAGCUCUGACCUUCACAUUGUGCUCUCGUGACGACAUCGGUGCCAAAUUGAAUCACAAAAUUGAGGAAAUCGCAGCUGUUCACAUUUCCAACCCAAAAACGCUCGAAUUUCAAGUUUGUCGUACGACGUUGCUUCCGGGGCUGCUAAAAACGCUCGCAGCAAACAAAAAUAUCCCCUUGCCCGUGAAACUUUUCGAAAUUUCCGAUAUUGUAGCGGCUGAUGAGGAAAGAGAAACAGGCGCUUAUAACGAACGGCGAUUGUGUGCCGUGAAUUGCGCGAAAUCAGCAGGUUUUGAAGUCGUUCAUGGAUUGUUGGAUCGUGUCAUGCAAUUGUUGCAAGUGCCUUGGACAAAAGAUGGAACGGGAUAUUAUUUGAAGGCGUUUGAUGACCCGACGUAUUUUCCCGGAAGAUGUGCGAAAAUCAUGUUCAAGGGAGAUUGUAUCGGGGUAAUUGGCGUUUUGCAUCCCACAGUUUUGCAUGCUUUUGAGCUGAAGACUCCGUGUGCUGCGAUGGAAAUUAAUCUCGAACCGUUUGUGUAAAAAAAAAGUUUAA
Molecule: messenger RNA, 1894 nt
Organism: Culicoides brevitarsis
Lineage: Eukaryota; Metazoa; Arthropoda; Insecta; Diptera; Ceratopogonidae
Gene: beta-PheRS
Product: phenylalanine--tRNA ligase beta subunit
Exons: 3
Coding region: 109-1881 (590 amino acids)
Biological process (GO): phenylalanyl-tRNA aminoacylation
Cellular component (GO): cytoplasm; phenylalanine-tRNA ligase complex
Molecular function (GO): magnesium ion binding; RNA binding; phenylalanine-tRNA ligase activity
Source: RefSeq, a predicted model, not a curated record